Messenger RNA from Centruroides sculpturatus (bark scorpion), 1107 nucleotides. Its product is annotated as coiled-coil domain-containing protein 94-like. Bases 1 to 837 code for a protein of 278 amino acids. The transcript is spliced from 6 exons. Gene Ontology annotation, biological process: mRNA splicing, via spliceosome. Lineage: Eukaryota; Metazoa; Arthropoda; Arachnida; Scorpiones; Buthidae. The record is from RefSeq and is a predicted model, not a curated record. Gene Ontology annotation, cellular component: U2-type catalytic step 1 spliceosome.
AUGCCAUAUUAUUGUAUACGCGAUAAUCAUAAGUCUAGUAAUAACAAUUCUUUCUUGUGUUCUUUGUCUUCUCACUUCUUUGUCUUUCCACUCUUCACUUCCUGUUUGUUGGGGGGGGACAUCGACGAGAACGAGGCCAGAGAGGGAGGAUUGGCCCUGAGGCAGAGAGGGAGAGAAAAGGGUCACUCUCGAAGUAGACGAGGAAUUUUACGAGACAAUUUUGUUAAUCACGUGUUCUUGAUAAUUCUAAAACUAAAUCUGGCAACAUUGGCAACACUAAUUAAAGAAACUUUAUCCGCCAGAGAGCGCUUUAACUGCAUAAUACAAACUGAUCCACAAAAUGCAGAUUAUGUUGUGGAAAAUGGUGCCACAAGAAAUUUUCAAGCUUUGAAACUUGCUGAAGAACAAGCAGAAAGAGAGGCAAAAGAAAUAGAAGAGGAAGAAAAAAGCAACCCUAUGAAAUUAUUAGAAAAUCGAACAAAAGCAUCAAAACGUGAAAUGGAACUGUUAGAGUCUCUAGAAGAAUUGAGAGAUUUGAAUCAAAGACAUGCACAAGUAGAUUUUGAUAAUAUGCUAAAGCAGUAUGCUGUUUAUGAGGAAAAUUUAAGAGUAAAACAAGAGGAAGAGGAUGAAGCUUUUAUUAGGGAAGUUUUUGGAAAAUCUGAUGAAAAAUCAUUAAAACGUACAUCUGAGGAAAUUGUAGAAGAAAUAAUAGAUGACAAAAAGGAUAGUAAACCAAUAAUUAAACGAGCGAAAAAGAAUAAUCCUACUGAUAUCUUAUCUGAAGAAAAAUUACCAAGUGGAAACAGUAGUAAAAAUACAUGGGGGGAAGUUUAAAAUCCACAAAUUCUUUAAAGAAUUUUGUAAAAUUAAAGAACUCAACAAACACCACCUCUACUACAACAACAACUAAUGUCACCGAUACAACUCCCAUUAGUACUACCACUCGUUCAGUUAAAACUGAAGACUCUCGGACAAGUUCCCAAUCUUCUAACAGUUUAAAUAUGUUAGGAGUUUAUUCGGAUAGCGAUAGUGAUGGUUAGGAAUUUUAAGUCCAAUAAAUUAAGCCGUAAUCGACGAUCGGAUAUGUAAUUCACAAAAUACAUA